AUGGAUCACACGCUUAUAUUUGCUAUCGCCGCCAGCGGCAUUUUCCUGCUCUUCGCCCUGGUGAAGAUUGCGUCGUGCCUUGCUCGGAGGGAAACGGUUUCCGUGAAAUUUGCUAAGUGCCUUACAUACCCGUACUUCCUUGGUCGUCACCACGCUAUCGGACCCUGGACGCGGUGCGAAUUCCUUCUGCAUCUUCUCUAUGUAGCGGCAAACGCCGUCCUUCUCGGCGUGCCGAGUCCCUCUGCCCCGAGCGUUAGCCAGCGGGCCGGAACGCUGUCGGUGGUGAACAUGGUGUUUCUCUUCACCGGUAUGCACCCGGCCUUCUAUCCGGAUCUCCUUGGAAUUACGCUGCGGACGCGUCGGGGGUUCCACCGCGCGGCGGGGUGGGCCGUGGCCGCUCUCUCGGUCGUCCACGCUUGCUCUCUGACAGACCGGGCGGACUUUCCGCUGGGCAUUCCCGCAAAUCUUUGGGCGGUCAUAGGUGCUAUAUCCCUUGGGGGUUUGCCGCUGCUCUUUAUCCCGGCCUUUCGCAAGUUCGCCUAUGAGGCCUCUCUUCGCGCGCACCAGGCGACCGCGUGUCUAUGUGUCUAUGCAAUCUGGAGUCAUUUGCCGCCAGAUUGGCCAUCUGAUCGAUUAUACAUGCUAUACUUGUACGUCGCCCUGCGGAUUUUUGCUGUAAGCUGGUGGUCUUGGGCGCAGAGCCACCCCUUCACGGUGGUAUCCUGGUCGAAGGGGAAGCAAGAUGCCGUGGAGCUCGUCAUACAGCCUCGUCGCGGGCUGACGGCGGAUCUGCUUCGCCUGACCGACACAGAACCCGGUUCGUCGUUCACGCUUCCGGCGUAUGUCAGCGGGCCGCACGGCGUCAGCGAGUCGGUGGAGCGCUACACGACGGUGCUGAUGGUGGCAAGCGGUCCCGGCAUAGCAGCCAUGAUCCCGUAUAUCAAACGGCUGAUCCACGGCUUUAAUGCCAGAACCUGUCGGGCCUGCCGGGUACAUUUCGUAUGGCAGCUUCGCACUUCGUACACUGCGAUGGUGAUGCAUGAGUGGCUCGGACAGCUGCUAGAGGAGGACGUCUCGAAUAACAGUUAUAUUCUUUCCAUUUCCAUCUACCUGGAGACCGAAAAGAUGUUGUCGGAGAAGCUGCCGUUUGGGAGUCAUGAGCGUAUCAUUGUAUACACGGGCCCGGCGGAUUUACCGGCAAUCGUCCAGAAGGAGGUAUCUGGCCAGCACAUCCAACGACUUCCUAACUUUGAAGACGAGCGUGGCGACACGCUAGUCAUGGCUUCGGUUUCCGACAGUUUACGCGAUAGGCUUAGAACCAUCGUCCACGGCUACUUGGAUGAGAAAGUGAGGCUGUCAGAGCUUGAAUUUCAACCGGGUAGGUUCGACUAG
This is a messenger RNA of Arthroderma uncinatum, 1392 nucleotides long. RefSeq lists its product as uncharacterized. Bases 1 to 1392 code for a protein of 463 amino acids. The transcript is spliced from 5 exons. Gene Ontology annotation, molecular function: ferric-chelate reductase activity. Gene Ontology annotation, cellular component: plasma membrane. Lineage: Eukaryota; Fungi; Ascomycota; Eurotiomycetes; Onygenales; Arthrodermataceae. Gene Ontology annotation, biological process: copper ion import; iron ion transport; intracellular iron ion homeostasis. The record is from RefSeq and is a predicted model, not a curated record.